Molecule: messenger RNA, 1680 nt
Organism: Epithele typhae
Lineage: Eukaryota; Fungi; Basidiomycota; Agaricomycetes; Polyporales; Epitheliaceae
Exons: 3
Coding region: 1-1680 (559 amino acids)
Molecular function (GO): protein binding
Source: RefSeq, a predicted model, not a curated record
AUGAACCCCAUCUCCCUUCUCUCUCUCCACGACGAUGUCCUUCUCGCGAUAUUCUCCUUCCUCGGCCGCGACGAUGCACUCGCGAUCUCUACCACCUCCAGACGCGCCUACCCCCUUGCCAUAUCCCGCGUCUUCGCCAACGUGUGCUGGGACAGAGACCUCAAAGUAAACGACAAGGACGCCUCCGAAGCCCGCGCACUGUCACGGUAUAUGCGCGCACCGGAGCCGUUUUCCCAAGUUUCCCGCGUCCAGCACCUCCGCCAUUUCACCCUCCGCCACUUUUGCGAUGUAGAUGUUCCUCCUUUGCGCGAACUUCUCAGCCAGGCCUCCAACCUCCGCACUAUUGAGAUCCACAGCUUCGAGUUCUUCGUACACCAAGACAGACUCCUCGUAGACGCUAUCGGCGCCAUGCACAACCUCGAGCAAGCACGCCUGAUAGACGUCGGUCCUGAGACGGUGGCUUCUCUGCCUGAGAUUCUCUCGAGUCGGUGCCUGGCAUCGUUGACUCUUGAAUUCGACGAGAUGCACUUUGAGUCUGGAGACAUUGACCUCGCGGCCCUCGUGUCCGGACUCUCCUCUAUGCAGAGCCUACACACCCUCGCCCUCGUCUCGUACCUCGUGCCAACGGAUUCCCUCCGACUCCCUAAUCCAAUCCAAACCGUCCUUCCCUCCAUUCUCCACCUCUCCUUCCGCUGUCUUGCUCAGAUCCCCCCUGGUAUCAUCCCCCUGUGUCCAAACACCAUCACCUUGUCUCUUUUGCUGAAUGCGGAGGGAGGGCAGCCCGUGAUAUUUCCCAUGGAAGAAGAAGACCGAUGGCCUGUCGGACUCAAGCGGCUCGACGUCCCCUCCAUCGCCUUCAUCCCACGGGCUGCUAGCAGGCGCAUCGGGCACGUCGGGUCGUUGGCAUACGGGGCCAGCACGCCGAUAUCCAACUCAAUCGACUUCUGCGACACCCUCGAUCUUCUUUCGGCCGUCCGGCCCACCGCUCUCGAGCUCCACACGGCACCCACGAUGAGGGAUCCGGGUCGUGUCUGGGACACGCUGUGUGGUGCCGCGCCCGGGCUGCGCUCGCUCGAGAUCGUCGUCGCGCCGGGCGAGUACGACGUGCGCCAAUACAUGGAGCCGCUCCUCGCCGCAGUGCGAUCCAACUCGCUGACACUCGUCCACUUGUCCCUGCGCUUCCCGCCGAUCCCACAAUACUACCACGCGUCGAGCAUAGCGGAAGUGGACGGCUGGCGCGCGACCGAGUCCCGCCGCGUCGAAGCGCUCCGCCCGCUCCCUCUGCGGAUCGUCGAGGCCGUCCCGACGCUCCGCGUCCUCUCGAUCUCCUCUUGCCUCCCCGGAUCUACCGGCUUCGACACCAGACGCGGGCGCGCGCGGCACGAAGGCCUCGACGCGGAGGUGAUGGCGGAGCUCGCGCGCGAGAACGCCAUCGAGCAGCGGUGGGGACCGACGAGCGAGUUCGUCAGCCCGGCGCUGCGGAGGCUGAGGGAGCUGCGGAUGGAGAUCCCGCGCGACGAGCGGUGGUGGUGGGUAGAGGGCGACGGCGCGGCGCGCACUCCGGUGGAGAUCUGGAGGGAGGCCGGGGAGAGGGCACGCAAGCUCAUCGGACACAGAGACUUUGACCCUGCGACAAGCCUUGACGGAUUCUACUCCGCGAAGUACCGAUAUGAGCGGUAG